Molecule: messenger RNA, 1371 nt
Organism: Homarus americanus (American lobster)
Lineage: Eukaryota; Metazoa; Arthropoda; Malacostraca; Decapoda; Nephropidae
Product: putative nuclease HARBI1
Exons: 2
Coding region: 185-1207 (340 amino acids)
Source: RefSeq, a predicted model, not a curated record
UUAAGGCCAUAAUUUUUGUUUUUCACAGGCAUAACCCUUCUAUUCUAGGCCUAAUGAUAAAACUUUGAAUAAGUUAGUAUCAACAUAAAAACAAUACUGUAACAAACUUCUAAGCCAUUGCAUAAUUUUUUGUCCUGCAGAUUGAUCCUGUAACACUUGGACCUCAUUUUCCAGUUACCCUGCAAUGGAACUUGUUGUAGCUUAUCUGCAUGAUCGAGCUUUACGACGUGAACGAAGGUAUCGGGACCCUUUGGAUCCCAUAAAUAUAAGCGAUGAAAAUCUAAUUAGAUAUUAUAGGUUUCCUCGAUGUGAAAUUCUAAGACUGUGUGAAGAGUUAGAUCCAUUUUUAAGGCGUAGAACGAGAAGAUCUCAUGCUGUUCCCAUACACACGCAAGUGUUAGUUGCUUUAAGAUUUUACGCCAGUGGAACCUUUCAACAUGUACUUGGUGAUACAGUUGGUCUUACCCAAGCUAGUGUCAGUAGAAUUAUUAGAGAUGUGACCCAAAUUCUCACAGAAAGGGCAAGAUUUGAAAUAAAGAUGCCAACAGGUAAUGUACAAAUAGCAAGAACUGUGCAAGGUUUUGCCAGAAUAAGAAACCUUCCAAGAGUCAUUGGUGCAAUUGAUGGAACACACAUACCCAUAAAAGCCCCAAUUGAAAAUGAAGGAACAUAUGUAAACAGGAAGCGAUACCACUCUCUCAAUGUACAAGUAGUAUGUAAUGCCGAUGGGUUGAUCACAAACUACAGCACCAAGUAUCCAGGUUGUAAACAUGACGCCUUCAUCUGGGCCAACUGCUUACUUCGCCGUCGCUUUGAGGCUGGUGAUUUUGGUGAUAAUUAUUUGAUUGGUGACAGUGGGUACCCAUUAGAGGCAUUCCUCAUGACACCAUUCAGAAACCCCUCAACCCCUGGAGAAGUUAGGUAUAACAACAGCCAUACCAAAACCCGCGUAGUUGUAGUGCAAACUUUUGGUGUCCUAAAAUCACGAUUUAGAUGCCUUCACCGUUCUGGUGGAUCACUUCAAUACGAUCCUUCCAAAUGUGCCAAAAUUGUAAAUGCAUGUUUCCUUCUUCACAAUUAUUGUUUAAUGAGAAGGGUACCACUUCCCCACGACAUGGUCGACGAUGAUGGAGAGAGUGACAAUCCAGCUGUAGCAGGGACAGGCCAAGCAGUCAGAGCCAAUGUAGUCCGUAAUUGGUUUACUUGAUGAAUUAAAAUCAAAUAUCAAUUCACCAAUACAUUUUUCCUCUAUGUUUAAAUAGUAUUUUUUAGUGCAGUAUACAGAGGUAAUGCGAAUAAAGCGUACAUUGAUUUAACUUUUAUUUUCAAUAUACUGUACAUAAUAAAAUAAACUUCUUUAUAGAAAUUAAA